Messenger RNA from Cannabis sativa, 342 nucleotides. RefSeq lists its product as uncharacterized. Gene Ontology annotation, molecular function: nucleic acid binding; RNA-DNA hybrid ribonuclease activity. The record is from RefSeq and is a predicted model, not a curated record. Bases 1 to 342 code for a protein of 113 amino acids. The transcript has a single exon. Lineage: Eukaryota; Viridiplantae; Streptophyta; Magnoliopsida; Rosales; Cannabaceae.
AUGGCAAAAUACUUGGAGAAGGUUUGGAAGAACGUAGAGAAGUUUGAUUAUUUUAAAAUCGAACAAACUCCAAGAGAACAAAACUCUAAUGCUGACGCCUUGGCAAAACUGGCCUUGCAGAACGAACUUGAUGCAUUGAAUUUGGUACUAGUGGAAGUGUUAGACGAACAAAGUAUAUGUGAAAAGGAAGAAGUUGAAAUGAUUGACAGCUCGCCUACAUGGAUGACACCCAUAGUUAACUAUUUUCUCAAUGGACAACUUCCAAAAGACAAAAACGAGGCACAAAAACUUUUAUAUACAAUACUUUGCUACACCAUAGUAGAAGGAAAAUUGUAUAGGUGA